AUGCCAGAAGAAAUCACUUCAACAGCCUCUCCCGCUGCUCCGCACGAACCCCCCUUCACCUACACCGCCAGCCAGGGCUACGUCGAGCCGUGCCAUCAAGUGCCUCCCGAAGUACGCAUGCCGCGGGGUGCCCCUCACCCAGAAGAGUACAACGAAGACGAGGACAACGACUUUGACGAUAUUUUCGAGGACGAUGACAUGGGAGACGACGAAUGGAGCGGAGACGCCAGGGACCUCACAAAGAAUUACAACCGUCAGCGUCAGCUGCAGGAUAACACCAACGGAACUGCUGCUGCCCCGCGAUUGAACCAGCAAAAACCAACAGCCAACACAUUCGCAAGUGUGGACGACCAGGUCUCGGCGCUCUCAAAACACGCCGCCAAGAUACGCCUAGACACUGUCAAGCAGGGUGAUGACAAGGACAGGGACAAGGACAAGGCCGAUCGCGCCACCAGCGAUCAGGUGCUUGAUCAACGGACCCGCAUGGUCUUGCUGCAGAUGAUAAACCGCGGCUUUGUCAGUGAGGUCCACGGUGCGAUUAGCACGGGAAAAGAGGCCAAUGUCUAUGGGGCGAUGCUCGUCGACGACGAGACCGGCCACGUGGCCCACAAGGCCAUCAAAGUAUACAAGACGGCCAUCUUGGUCUUCAAGGACCGAGAGCGGUAUAUUGCAGGAGAACAUAGAUUCAAGGGUGGUUUCGACAAGGGAAAUAGCCGCAAGAUGGUCAAGCUGUGGGCGGAAAAAGAGUUUCGAAACUUGAGGAGAAUCCACACAGCUGGUAUUCCUUGCCCGGAACCCAUCACGCUCAAGCUGCAUGUUCUCGUCAUGGGGUUCCUGGGGGACAACAGGGGCUGGGCGUACCCACGACUCCGCGAUGCCACUCUCACUGGGGAGGACGUCGACCAGCAGUGGAGACGCCUGUAUAUUCAGCUCCUCGGCGUAAUGCGGAAAAUGUACCAAGUUUGUCGCCUCGUCCACGCCGAUCUCAGUGAGUACAAUAUCCUAUACCACGAUGGCCUCCUCUACGUCAUCGACGUAUCGCAAAGUGUGGAACCCGAUCACCCCCGUUCUCUGGAGUUUUUGCGGAUGGACAUCAAAAACGUGGGCGACUUCUUCAGGCGCAAGGGCGUAGAUACUCUCGCGGACAGAGCCAUCUUUAACUUCAUCACCUCUACUGCCGGCCCCGUCGAAGAGCCUGGUCUAGCUGAAACAAUAGACAAGUUGUACGGGUCUCGCGAAUUCGCAGUGGACGAAGACGCCCUCGCCACGUUGGAAGUCGACAACGAAGUUUUCCGCAACCAGUACAUUCCCCAGACCCUAGAGCAAGUGUACAAUAUUGAGAAGGAUGCGCAGAAACUCAGCCAGGGAGAGGGCGGUGACCUGGUGUACAAGAAUCUGCUGGCAGACCAGGUUGUACAACCGAAGAAAGACGAGGGGGAGGAAGGCGAAGAAACCUCGGAAGACGAGUCUGGCUCCGGUGUCUCCCUAUCCGACAGCGAAUCCGGCGAUGAUGGUCGAUUCGACAAAGGCAGACCCCGCGGUCGCAAGUUCGAGGACAAGGAUGAAAAGAAGGUGUGCCAUCUUGCCAAUUUUCCAACUCGUACUGUAGUCGUCUAG
This is a messenger RNA of Metarhizium album ARSEF 1941, 1617 nucleotides long. RefSeq names its product serine/threonine-protein kinase RIO1. Gene Ontology annotation, molecular function: ATP binding; protein serine/threonine kinase activity. Gene Ontology annotation, cellular component: cytosol; preribosome, small subunit precursor. NCBI's taxonomy places the organism in Eukaryota, Fungi, Ascomycota, Sordariomycetes, Hypocreales, Clavicipitaceae. Gene Ontology annotation, biological process: maturation of SSU-rRNA. The record is from RefSeq and is a predicted model, not a curated record. The transcript has a single exon. The coding region runs from base 1 to 1617 and encodes 538 amino acids.